Brassica oleracea var. oleracea is the source of this 2163-nucleotide messenger RNA. Its product is annotated as serine hydroxymethyltransferase 6-like. The coding region runs from base 199 to 1920 and encodes 573 amino acids. The transcript has 3 exons. The record is from RefSeq and is a predicted model, not a curated record. Gene Ontology annotation, biological process: tetrahydrofolate interconversion; L-serine catabolic process; folic acid metabolic process. Gene Ontology annotation, cellular component: cytoplasm. Lineage: Eukaryota; Viridiplantae; Streptophyta; Magnoliopsida; Brassicales; Brassicaceae. Gene Ontology annotation, molecular function: serine binding; cobalt ion binding; zinc ion binding.
AGCUUAAAGCGCUUCCGUCCAUCCCCAAAAACUCGAUUUUCUCUGGGGUUUUCUCCGAAAAUUCGAAUGGAAACUUCAUCCUCUUCGAUUGAUAACCAUAAAAGAAGCUUCCUUUGCCUCCUCUACACCUCCUGUCGUCUCUGUCUCUGUUGAUUAAGCAAUUCGAUCCAAAGGAACAACCUUUCUAGGGUUUAGAUCAUGGACCGUGCUCAAUCGGAUCUCUCAUUAGGUUCCGGCACCUCCCACGCCUUGCCUCUACCUCCCCCGAGAAUCCCAAUCGCUGACGACUCAAUCACGCUUCAGCUCCUUGAGCAGAGAUUCGAUGGCCCCCGAUCUCGUAGCCGAGUCUUGGUCGAUAAAGACGAAGACUUUGAAGAAGACGAUGACGAUCAGAGGGAAGAUUUCAUCCUCUUAGGCCACCCGAUGAAGCUUAAACGGAGUAGACCUAGCAGCUCCACGUCAUCACCAACCCCCCCUUGUAAACGAUCAGCUAUUGAUUCAUCGUUAGAAGCUAGACGAUCCCUUGUGAAAGCCUGGGGCAACCAGCCACUCUCAGAAGCUGAUCCCGACCUCCACGAGCUCAUGGAGAAGGAGAAGCAAAGACAGUUCAGAGGAAUCGAGCUCAUAGCUUCCGAGAAUUUCGUCUGCAGAGCAGUAAUGGAAGCUUUGGGAAGCCAUUUAACCAACAAGUACUCAGAAGGCAUGCCUGGAGCGAGAUACUACACAGGGAACCAGCACAUUGAUCAGAUUGAGACUCUCUGCCAAGAACGUGCCCUCCAAGCUUUCGGACUUCGCCACGACCAGUGGGGAGUCAACGUGCAGCCUUACUCGUGCACCUCCGCGAAUUUCGCUGUCUUCGCCGGUCUUUUGUCGCCGGGGGAGAGGAUCAUGGGGUUGGAUUCUCCUUCGGGUGGUCACAUGAGUCAUGGUUACUACACGCCGGGUGGGAAGAAAGUCUCUGGCGCGUCUAUCUUCUUUGAGAGCUUCCCCUAUAAGGUGGACCCUCGUACAGGGUACAUUGACUACGAGAAGCUUGAGGAGAAGGCGCUUGACUAUCGUCCCAAGAUACUUAUUUGCGGAGGUAGUUCAUAUCCCAGAGACUGGGAGUUUCCUAGGUUUAGGUUUAUUGCAGACAAAUGUGGAGCUGUUCUGAUGUUUGACAUGGCGCAAAUCAGCGGUCUUGUGGCUGCCAAGGAAGCUCCGAAUCCGUUUGAGUAUUGCGAUAUUGUUACCUCGACAACGCACAAGUCUCUCCGUGGACCUAGGGGCGGUAUUAUAUUUUAUAGGAGAGGGUUUAAGGCUAAGAAGCAAAGCAUUAAUCUUAAUCACUGUGAGAGUAAUGCCCAAUAUGAUUUUGAAGAGAAAAUAAACUUUUCUGUCUUCCCAUCGCUGCAAGGAGGACCUCACAAUAACCAUAUAGCUGCUCUAGCUAUUGCUCUCAAGCAGGCCGCUUCACCAGAGUACAAGGUUUACAUGAGACAGGUCAAGAAAAACGCUAAGGCUUUAGCGUCUGCUUUGAUAAGCAGAAAGUGCAAGUUGGUAACAGGUGGCACUGAUAAUCAUUUGCUUCUUUGGGACCUGACUCCUUUGGGCUUGACAGGCAAGGUGUAUGAGAAAGUAUGCGAGAUGUGUCAUAUCACGGUUAACAAAGUUGCUAUUUUCAGCGAAAAUGGUGUUAUUUCUCCUGGAGGAGUGAGAAUAGGUAGUCCGGCUAUGACCUCAAGAGGUUGUCUAGAACAAGAUUUUGAGACAAUGGCUGAGUUUUUGUAUAGAGCUGCUCAGAUAGCAAGUGCUGCACUAAGGGAGCAUGGGAAGUUGCAGAAGGAGCCGCUCAAAAGCAUCUAUCACUGUAAAGACAUUGCAGAUCUUAGGAACCAAGUGGAGGGUUUUGCUUCUAAGUUUGCAAUGCCUGGCAUUUGAGAUUUGAGUCAGCCUUAAAAAUUUCAUAGCUCAUUUUUUUGCCAUGGUAAUCUAUAUCCACGCACCCAUUUCUCUAUUUUAUAGUUUCAUCUAUUUACAUUCCCUAAGUUUGCUAAACUUAGAUCAACAUUUGUAGGGGAAAAAACAAACAAACUUGCCUGUAUUGCUAUGGUUGUAAUUCUUCAAGGCUUGUGUACAUAGACAUUGGGGUGUGUUGGGGGUAUUAGUGUAUCCGUUUAUGUU